CACCCUGGCUCCCGCGCCGCCGCGCCGCGCCGGGGGGGAAGAUGAGCUCGGGGGACGUCGUUUGCACUGGAUGGCUCAUUAAAUCGCCCCCCGAGAAGAAACUCAAGAGAUACGCAUGGCGGAAGCGCUGGUUCGUGCUGCGCAGAGGUCGCAUGAGUGGGAACCCAGAUGUGCUGGAGUACUACAGGAACAACCAUUCCAAAAAGCCCAUUCGGAUCAUCGACCUCAAUGAGUGCGAAGUGCUGAAGCACUCGGGGCCCAACUUCAUCAGGAAGGAAUUUCAGAACAACUUCGUCUUCAUUGUGAGAACCACCUACCGCACCUUCUACCUGGUAGCCAAAACUGAGGAGGAGAUGCAGAUCUGGGUGCACAACAUCAGCCAGAUCUGUAACUUUGGACACCUAGAAGAUGGCACAGGUUCGGUGGAGAGUCUGUCUCACACGACCUCGUCCCCGCAGCCAUCACCAGCCGCCUCCACCCACGCCUCCCACAUCGCCGAUCCCUCCUUCUCUGUUGAACACGCUGCUGCUGAUGUGUCUGCCGCAGAGGAGACCCCCAGCGAGUCAGAGUCUGUCUUCCUCCCCGACUACCUCUUCCUCUCCAACUGCGAGUCGGGCAAGCUCAGCCACAACAGGUGUGACAGCUGGUCAAAUUCAGACAGAUCUCUGGAGCAAACCUCAUCGGAUGAUGUUUUUGUUGACGCCUUGCAGUCCCAGCCCUCCUUGUACCUUGUACAGCCGUCCAGUGCUGGCACUGCACACCAGGACGGGGCCCUGUUGGCAAAUCCCAACGCUGUGUCCAGGAACAUAGACAUUAGUGGGCCACCCAGUGACUUUUCCUCUUCUUCUCCACUGCUGGGGACGCCGCUGACACCAACCUUGCAGAUUGACAAGACCCAGAAUGUGCUGCCCUACGGUGUAACCCACCUGGACAUCCUGUCCAACACACCCCCGCCACGGCCACCUAAGCCAACCCACUUCUCAGACAGGAGAGGGGAUGAGGUGGGUGGUGGGGCCCUCCAGAAUGGGCAUGCAGGGAUCUGCCGGGCUCAGGUUGCUCUGGUGCCCAGGAGGAUCUCCUUGUCCAGCUUAGACAACGUGAGGAACUGGAAAGCAGACAUGGAAGGCAGUUCCUUAAGAAGUCGGGAUAAGAGGCUUAGCUUGAAUUUGCCCUGUCGGUUCUCCCCGCUCUACUCAACUGCUUCGGACAGCACAGAGGACAGCUACGUGCCCAUGCGCCCCAGCACCUCUCCCUCUGCGCCAGGCUCCGACUGUUCGCCCGAUGGCUACAUCCCCAUGAGCCCCGGUUCAGCCACGUUUACCUUCCCUGUCGUCAGCACUGAAAAACUCACCAGCCCGUUACCUGAGCUUCCCUCAGACCUGGAGCCCCCUCCGGUGAACCGAGACCUCAAGCCUCGUAGGAAAUCACGGCCACCUCCUCUGGACUUGAGGAACCUUUCCACGAUCCGGGAGCAUGCUGCUGUGACCAGGAUGUGGACUGUGCCUUACAAUCGAAUGAGCUUUAUCUCACCAGAAAGAGACGGUAUUAAUUCAGCAAGAAUAUUUGCCAAUUCAGUUUCCGGAGAAGAGGAAGAAAGUUACAUUCAUAUGGAACACAGACAGGCAACAUCUCCAUACAGUGGUGCUUUUCCAUGGACAAGGAAAUCUAACCUUGAUUACUUAGCAUUGGAUUUUAAUUCUGCUUCCCCAUCCCCUGUACAGAAGAAACCUUUUCUCUCUGAGGAGCAGAGAGUGGACUAUGUCCAGGUAGAUGAACAGAAGACUCAAGCUUUACAGAACACUAAGUCUGACUCUGAGGUGAUGCUGUCAGAAACUCAAAACAGGACUAUGUACCGAUGGGACUGGAACGCAUGGUCUUUGACCCUCUGGACGACGGUCAUCGCAUUAAGCUUCUUCUCUCCAUUGUGGCUCAUACUUGUCGCCUUUCCGUCUGAUUCCUACUGA
Egretta garzetta (little egret) is the source of this 1964-nucleotide messenger RNA. It is a transcript of the gene GAB3, whose product is annotated as GRB2 associated binding protein 3. The transcript has 11 exons. NCBI's taxonomy places the organism in Eukaryota, Metazoa, Chordata, Aves, Pelecaniformes, Ardeidae. The coding region runs from base 42 to 1964 and encodes 640 amino acids. The record is from RefSeq and is a predicted model, not a curated record.